Messenger RNA from Pocillopora meandrina, 3273 nucleotides. The record is from the annotation of a GenBank genome assembly. Lineage: Eukaryota; Metazoa; Cnidaria; Anthozoa; Scleractinia; Pocilloporidae.
AUGGCCAGUGACGAAAAGAUUCUCGACGAGUUGCACUUCCUUUCCUGGAAAAUCGACACGUUAGAGAGGAAGCUUGAAUCAAGUAUGUCUAUACAAAGAGACUUAGCGGCAAGCUUACUACAGGAAGACAGCUCAUUCGUCGGUUCAGUGUCAGCGUCUAAGAAAUUUGAGCGGAGAAAUUUGUCCGGUUCAAGUUGUUCCGAAGCGGUGUCCAGCGACGAUGAACAUAACAGUUCUCACCUAGAUGGUACAUACUGUGCGGUUUCAGAAAAUGAACCCGAACGCAGCACUUCGUAUCUUAUUAUACCCGUCGGCAGCUACAAAGACAAUGACUCUUGUUCAAUUUCAACGGAAAAACAAACUUUCAGAUGGUCAGAAAUGGAUGACAAUGCUAGUAAAUAUACCACCUCUGACGAUGCGCUGAACAGUGACAAAGACGGCGCCUCAAAGGAAAAGCUAGAUGUAAAUGCGAAGGAUUUGAAUGUUUGUGAUACCCCAAAAUCGUUUGCAAAUCAGGUAACAACGCCAUCUAGUCAAAGCAGAUUUGAUACAAGCGAAAAACAAAUGUGUACUCAGUGGAAUGUACGUGUUUCAGAGAUAAUUCCUUCAGGAAAUUGUUUACUUAGCUCAAGAGGAUCACAUUGCAUUGCCGACGAUCAAUUUGAAGACAAAAGUAAUGUAGGGGGCGUUUUUGACACUGACCACGAUGAGGAGGAAAACUUAGCCUUAUCAAAUGGCAACUUCAGUACACGGAAUUCAAGCUGUAAAUAUGGCCUUACGAUUGGCAUAGCAACGGCCCAAGGGUUACCUCAAGGUGUUAGCUCUAAUCAUAGGGACUCAAAACAAAAUGUUGACGAGCAGAAUACUCUACAAUUUCACAAUUCAGCGAAAUUUAAGAGCAAUUUUUCAGCUGACGAAAUCGAGGAGAAGAGGGCUGAAGUGGAGCUAUUGAGGCCUUUGUUCAAAGAAUCAACAACUCAAUCAAGUUAUUCUUUCAAUGAGAUAACAUUUGAUCAGAUUUACAAUCACCCUUCAGAGUCAACUGACUGUUACAAAGCGAAUUACAAACAAAGCUCAAUUGAUUUUACAACUGAAAUCGAUGCUCGCAACUCGGAAAAGGAAAGUAAACCUUCUUAUAACGUGAUUUACGUUGAUCCAGAGUCAUCUGAGGUUGACCAUAAAAAUUGCGAUUUUGUUGACGUUGUAGGACGAGCUUCUUUGUUUUCUCAAAACAAUCUUGACACAUCAAAUGCAAAUUGCGUCGAAGAAUUUGGACAGUCAUCAUCGGAGAACGUUGAUCCGGACAGGAAGCAAGCAAUGGCAGUUUAUUCUCUGCCUGUGAAGAACAAAAAGUUCGAAAUGGAUGUUUAUUUACCUCGACAAGUGGAGCCAUUUCCGUUCGGAAACCGCCGACUUCAACAGAACAAAUUUAAUUGCGACGCUACUGCGAGUAAUGAGUUGAUUGAAAUGCAAAUAGGUGGCCCUCAAGAUGAACAAAGACACGAGCAUUCUUAUUGUGCUCGAAAACGAUUUGACGCCGAGACUCAUUCAACAAACAAUGGAACCGAUAAACAAAACGAAAGCACAAGAAGUAAUACACACAUCCAAGACAUUCCGAGAAAUGUCAACAACUACGGCGACACUUCAAGGGAGGCGCUGAAUCGAGUAAAUAGAACAAAGCCCUUACAGCAAGAGGUUGAUGGCCAUAUUUCACAGUUUGAUGAUCAAGCUUAUUGCAUUGUCGGAUAUAGCAAUGAUUACAAUUCAAUUAACACUGAUAACAUUAAUAGGACCGCUGAGCACGAAGCAAAGACUAACAUGUACCCAUUACCCCCUAGUUAUGAACAAGUUGUUAAAGAACGUGUUCGUAAUCUAGCGCCAGGACCACGCGCGCAUUUAGGACACAUGUUUCCCCAGAACCACUUCGAGACAGACGGAAAGUCAUAUGUUGAUGGAACACAAUCAAAAGAUCGUUUUGAUACAGAAAGCAGAUUUUCUGAGCCGCUAAUGUCAGUUUUAAGUGACGACGUGUUUUUUGACUCAGCACUAAAUCCAAUUUUGGUUAACCAAACGUCAUCCAAAAACCACACCGCAAUCAACGAUGUGUCAGAAUCAGACAGCUGUUUCUCUUCUAUUACAAGUGUCAGUUCCACCAACGAAGGAGUCUACCCCUGGAAAAUCCGCAAUAACUCGGCCUCUCGUGAACGUGAAUAUGAUAAAAUGAAAAUAAUUGCUCGAAAGCCUCAACAUUCUUUGAGCACCAUAAAACAGUUAUCUUCCACCAGAUCAUACCAAAGAGAUAGUGACUCUUCAUCAGACAGUGAGCCCUGUGUGCGCGGUUUCAGGCUCUCUCCGUUACCACGCUCUGUUCGUGCUCCAUCUCUCCAUGAACAACUCGUACAGGAUAUUUCUCCAUCAAAAGAAUUCACACUUGGCCAAGUUAGAGUUUCAUCACCAACCUCAAGUUUGGACACAAGCGAGCUCUCUAUGAAUGACAGUGUCUGUGGAUGUUUGUAUCAGUGCGAGUGUCAAACAGGAAUACCUUCGGCUGAAGACUUCAGGGAGGAAUUGAAAGCUAUUUCUAUUUGUGUCUUGAAGGCGCGCAGAGAGUCUGCAGCUCUGUACAAAAAGCCUCAGGUGAAAUACUUUCUAGAUGAAGAGCAAGGAGAGAUGGACAUUUUCCAUGGUCGUCUUCAAAAGAAAGAAAACAGAAACGUGCCAAUGUUGGUGAGAGUUAUCUUAAGGCUUCGAAAACACUUUUUUGGCACAUUGGAAUCAAAAUCUUCCCGCGAUAACGAAACUCGAAGCGAUGCUAAUAACAAUCUAUUCCACCCAGUAGGAAAAAUCGGAGAUCAAACCUCUGAAAGUAAGCAGCGAGACCGAAAAAUCAGCUUUUCCCCUUCAGCCAUGCUCCUUAGCGCGAUUGGUGAGAAUUCAGCCGCCGAAGUGAAAGAAGUCAUCGAAAGGGAGAGAAUAGAUGUCAAUCAGCUGAGUCCAAGUGGUCGCUCGUUAUUGCACAAGGCAGCAGUCGCCGGAGAUCUUGAAAGCAUUCAUACACUCAUCCAGUAUGGCGCCAUGGUGAAUAUCUUAGACCAAGAUGGCUUUCCACCCAUUCAUUCGGCACUCAAAAAAGCUCAUUUCAAAUGUGCCAUUCUACUUAUUGAAUGCGGCACCGACGUAACACGGUACACAACAGAACGCAUUCGGGAAUUCCUUGAAAUUAAAGAAAUGUCAAAAGGACACAUGCCAGUACUCCUCAAAACAACUUUGUGA